AUGGCUACUACACCUGUAAUUACAGUAUACGACGCCCAAAUCUCAGGUGAAGUUAAAGAAAGCAUUGCCCUUCCAGCUGUUUUCACCGCUCCAAUUAGGCUCGACAUUGUUCGCUUUGUCCACGACAAUCUCAAUAAGAACCAUCGCCAGCCAUACGCAGUCUCCCUCUGGGCAGGUCACCAGCAUUCCGCCGAAUCCUGGGGUACAGGUCGCGCUGUAUCCAGAAUUCCAAGAGUUUCAGGCUCAGGAACAGGCAGAGCAGCCCAAGGUGCCUUCGGCAACAUGUGUAGAUCUGGCAGAAUGUUCGCCCCUACCAAGAUCUGGAGGAGAUGGCACAGACGUGUCAACAUCAAGCAAAAGCGCCAUGCAGUCGCCUCCGCAAUUGCAGCUACCGGUAUCCCAUCACUUGUUAUGGCAAGAGGCCACCAAAUUGAAAAUGUCAAUGAAGUUCCUUUAGUCCUAGACGGAAUCGAAAAAAUUGAAAGAACCAAAGAACUCCUUGACGUCCUCCAAAAAUAUGGAGCUGGCGACGACUUAGAAAGAGUCGAAAAAAGCGUCCACUUAAGAGCUGGAAAAGGAAAAUACAGAAACAGAAGGUACACACUAAAGAAAGGACCUUUGAUUAUUUACGAAGACAAAAACUGUGCUUUAAGAAGAGCUUAUAGGAACAUUCCUGGUGUAGAUGCAGUCUCAGUCCACGAAUUAAAUAUCCUAAAGCUUGCACCUGGUGGGACUUUAGGAAGAUUUGUAGUCUGGUCUGCAGCAGCUUUUAAGCUUCUUGACAACAUUUUUGGAACCUACUCAAAACCUGGAGUUGAAAAGAAAGGUUACACAUUGCAAAGACCGACCAUGACCCAAGCUGAUGUUUCAGCUAUUGCUAAGUCAGACUCUGUGCAAGCAGUGCUAAGACCAAUAAAACUAGGAGAAGAUGAGCACCAUCCUAAAAAACAAAAUCCUUAUAGAAGCAAAAGAGCUAUGGAAAAGCUUAACCCAUUUUUCAAGCUAAAGAAAAGAUUUGAAAUCCUUAAGAACCGCAGAGGACAUUAA
Messenger RNA from Blepharisma stoltei, 1047 nucleotides. The record is from the annotation of a GenBank genome assembly. Lineage: Eukaryota; Ciliophora; Heterotrichea; Heterotrichida; Blepharismidae.